Molecule: messenger RNA, 2154 nt
Organism: Chrysochloris asiatica (Cape golden mole)
Lineage: Eukaryota; Metazoa; Chordata; Mammalia; Afrosoricida; Chrysochloridae
Gene: LILRB3
Product: leukocyte immunoglobulin-like receptor, subfamily B (with TM and ITIM domains), member 3
Exons: 10
Coding region: 1-2154 (717 amino acids)
Source: RefSeq, a predicted model, not a curated record
AUGCCGGGCAGUGCCACAGCCCUGGUCCUCACUGCCCUUCUGAGUCUUGGGCUGUUCCAGACGCAGCAGAUCCUGGUCCAGCCAGGAACCCUCCCCAAACCCUCCAUCUGGGCUGACCCAGACCCCAUGGUCACCAGGGGGAGUCCUGUGACCAUCCGGUGUCAGGGGUCUCUGCAGGGUGAUAGAUACCAUCUAUUGAGAGAUGGAUAUUAUUUCCGGGAUAUGACCCUACUGCACUCCAGGGAGAAAGGGGGCUCCUUCACCAUCCAGUCCAUGGACAGUGACCAUGCAGGGCAGUACCAGUGUCGUUAUCACAGCUCCAAUGACUGGUCCCAGCUCAAUGAGCCCCUGGUCCUCAUCAUGACAGGAGCGUACUCUCCACCCUCACUCUCAGCCCAGCCAGGCCCUGUGAUGGCUUCAGGAGGGAACUUGACCUUCAUCUGUAGCUCAGACUACUCCAUCCGCACUUUCCAUCUGCUGAAGGAGGGACGAGUCCCCAUGGUCCAACACAUGGACUCUCAGUACUCCAUGGGGAGGCAUCUGGCCCCUUUUCUUGUAGACCCCGUGAUCCCCUCCCGUGGGGGCACCUACACGUGCUAUGGUGCUUCCAGCUCCAACCCCCAUGUGUGGUCACAGGCCAGCAACCAGGUGCAUCUCCUGGUCACAGCCCCACACCCCGGCUCCCCGGUGCUGUUUGGAGCCAGCCUGACCCUGCAGUGUGGCUCAGAGGCCGGAUUUGACAGGUUUGCUCUGACCAAAAAUGAGCAGCGCCCAGGUCCCAGAAACCUUGACGCUCAGCACAGUCCCAACUUCACCCUGAGCCCUGUGAACAACACCCAUGGGGGCCAGUAUAGGUGUUACAGUGGAUACAGUCUCUCCUACAAGUGGUCAGCCCCCAGUGACCCCCUGGACAUCGUGGUGACAGGAACCCUCCCCAAACCCUCCAUCUGGGCUGACCCAGACCCCAUCGUCCCCAGGGGGAAUCCUGUGACCAUCCGGUGUCAGGCGUCUUUGCAGGCUGAUAUAUACCAUCUAUUGAGAAAUGGACAGUAUUUCUGGGGUAUGACCCUACUGAACUCCAGGGAGAAAGGGGACUCCUACACCAUCCAGUCCAUGGACAGUGACCAUGCAGGGCAGUACCAGUGUCGUUAUCACAGCUCCAAUAGCUGGUCCCCGCUCAGUGAGCCCCUGGUCCUCACCAUGACAGGAGACUACUAUCCACCUGGGCCCUCACUCUUAGCCCAGCCAGGCUCUGUGGUGGCUUCAGGAGGGAAGGUGACCCUCAUCUGUAGAUCAGACUACCCCAUCCGCACUUUCCAUCUGCUGAAGGAGGGAAAAGUCCCCGUGGUCCAGCACAUGGACUCUCAGUACUCCAUGGGGAAGUAUGAGGCCCAUUUUCUUGUGGACCCCGUGAUCCCCUCCCGUGGGGGCACCUACAAGUGCUAUGGUUCAUAUGACUCUAUCCCCCAUGUGUGGUCAAAGGCCAGCAACCCAGUGGAUCUCCUGGUCACAGGGGUGCACAUGAAGCCCUCCCUCACGGCACACCCAGGCUCCCCGGUGCUAUCUGGAGCCAGCCUGACCCUGCAGUGUGGCUCAGAGGCCGGAUUUGACAGGUUUGCUCUGACCAAGAACGAGAAGCACCCAGGUCCCAGGAACCUUGACGCUCAGCACAGUCCCAACUUCACCCUGAGCCCUGUGCACAAUUCCCACAGGGGCCAAUAUAGGUGUUACGGUGGAUACAAUCUCUCCUACGAGUGGUCAACCCCCAGUGACCCCCUGGACAUCCUGGUGGCAGGGGCCUAUGAGAAACCCUCCCUCUCAGCCCAUCCGGGGCCCUCGGUGACCUCGGGGCAGAACGUGACCCUGCAGUGUCUCCCAGCCAGCUGGUUUGACACAUUUCUUCUGUUCAAGGAGGGCUUUGUUGCCCCUCUGCAGCACCUUCAUUGGCCGGGCACUCAUGGGCCCAUUCAGGCCACCUUCAUCCUGGGUCCUGUGAUGUCAGCCCAGGGGGGCAGCUACAGGUGCUACACUUCACACAGCACCUCCCCCUACCUGUUAUCACAGCCCAGUGACCCCCUGGAGCUGGUGGUCUCAGAAGGAGGUGAGGAUCAGCAGCGCACUACUGUGGAAUCAGACCCACUGAGAAGUAAGUGA